AUGGAAAGUAGACAACAAUGGUAUUCCCUGCUGAAAAAGGAGAUAAGCAACAGUCCUCUGGUAUCAAAUUUGGUGUUUGGCUUUAUCCUCAUGGUACUAGAGAAGCUGGUGGAGCUGGAGUUUGAGUGUCCUUGCAACCCUAAAUGGAAUAGAGUGUUGUCAUCAGCCUUCUUCAUCAUCCCUGCCGUCACGGCUUUCCUCUUGAUGCUGAUCAUUCAAGGAUGCAGAUGUGAUUCUUGUCGCAGUAAAAUUGUUAAAUGUAUUGUUCCUGUUAACAGUUUUGUUCUUGCCAUCGUGUGGCUGAUCUUAUUGUUUCUAGAUGGCCAAUACUUUGCUUGUGCCAUGACAGACUGGGAAGGCAGAUUUGUAAUAGUUGACAAGGCGGCUCCGCAGAAGUGGUGCGAGCCAAAUGAGAAAGAUGCCCUUCAGAAACUUAUGCCUCGCUGGCAGGAGUCCUUUGCCAUUUCUCAGGUAAGUCCAUUUACUUUACAGUUUGGACCCAGGAGGAUUUGUCCACAUUUGAUGCCAUGACCUAUUGUCAACUACUAAUCAAGCACUUCUGAAUCAAACACUGACAUUUUCUGUGAAUAUUUCCUUAACAAAAUGUUGCUUUACUCUUUUGCACCCAGAUCACAGGCAUGUGCCUCCUCAUGGCCAUCUGUGUGGGUCUCGUAGUGUAUUUGAUAUACACAUGUUGCACCAGCGACCGCAAAACACAAAACAACCCACAGGAGGAGAGAGAGGAAGAAAAUGCUGCAGAGGUAGCAGUCCGCAUGAAAACGAUGUCCCCUGGACAGAGCAGUACAGUAUGA
Messenger RNA from Xyrichtys novacula (pearly razorfish), 812 nucleotides. Lineage: Eukaryota; Metazoa; Chordata; Actinopteri; Labriformes; Labridae. The record is from the annotation of a GenBank genome assembly.